UAGUUGUGAUGUAAUUGCAAGCGUCAUACAUAUUUGCGAUCAUGUGAAGGAAGGUUAUAGCUUUAUUGUUUUUCACCGUGUGAGAUAGUGCAAGGGCACGCUGUCGUCACUUAUUUGCAUUGUUGAAAAACGUUGAUAGUGAGACGUGAUAAGUGAACGGCUUAUCAGUGCCGGUGUACACGAUGCAGAGUUUCAGUAGGUGACGCGAGCGUCGGUGGCAGGGGAGCAGGGUCGUAGGGGGCGAUGGAGUUUGCGACGGGCGCCGUGGCGGCGGCUUGCGCCACCUUCGUCACCAACCCGCUGGAGGUGGUGAAGACCCGGCUGCAGCUGCAGGGGGAGCUCCGGGCGAGGGGCAGCCACGCCGGCCCCUACCGGGGCACGCUCCAAGCCCUGCGCGCCGUGGUUCGGGCCGAGGGACUCCUGGCCCUGCAGAAGGGGCUGGUGCCCCGGCUCUGGCUCCAGACGCUGCUCAACGGCACGCGGCUGGGGCUGUACCAGGCGGCCGAGGACAGGGGCCUGACGCUGGACUCGGGAGGACGCCUGUCCCUGCCCAGGUCCUCGCUGGCCGCGGCGGUCGCCGGCUGCUGUGGCAUUUUCCUCGGGAGCCCGUUCUUACUUGUGAAGACGCACCUCCAGGCGCAGGGGGCGGAAGGAUGGGCGGUCGGGCGCCAGUACAAGCACGCCAGCAUGACCCAGGGCCUCCGGGGGAUCUACGCGCUGCACGGCGUGCCGGGGCUGUGGAGGGGGGCGGUCUCAGCAGUGCCCCGGGGGGCCCUCGGUUCCGUCGUGCAGCUGGUGGCAUACAGCUCCUCCAAGCAGCGGCUCGACGGCUACCCGAUGUUCCAUGAGAGACUGCUGCUUAAAACAUUAAUAGCGAGCAUAGCAAGCAGCACAAUAUUGGCUCUAUGCACGACACCGUUUGAUGUUGUCUCAACACGCAUGUACAACCAAGGAGUGGAUGCGAAGGGUCGUGGACUGCUGUACACGGGCACUUGGGACUGCUUGGUGAAGAUCUGGCGUAGCGAAGAUUGGCGUGCCGUGAGAAGCCGGAAGUGCCGGUCGACUUCAAGAGUGAUGCCCAGGGGUGUCGCAGAUGCCGGCUGCUCGUGGAAGGGUGGCGGUACUGCUGCCCGGUGCUCGGGAGCGAAGCGCGCAUGAGCCGCGGCUGGUCUGAAGCGACCAGCCGAAGACCUGCCACGCCAGCGACAGUUCCUCCGGCAUGCGACGCACGAGAGUGAGCAGCGUGCCAAGAAUAUCCUCCUGCGGAGGCCGGCCGCUUCGCAUCGUUCUUGUGCGCUCCCUCAAGUCUUUCUCUCUUUUUCUCCUCUCCCCUGUUCCCUGCCACAAUUCACACAACCUCAUUGCUGCACCAAAACUCAUAUCCACAAAGUAUUAUUUACUCUCUGUCUCCUGAUCUUGAGUAGAAUAUAUACGCUCAGGUUUAGGUACCGAUUUUAACAAAGUUGUCAAGGUACUAAUCAUGCAAGUGUGAUUUGCUGUAUUUUAAUUUUUUUUUUUCAUGUUGUUUUCAUAACUAUAUCUUUACGUGUGUAUUUCAUAGUGUGUUUGUAACAUUUCUAGAAUAUUGGGUAUUUUUUUGGGAAAGACAGGUGCACAAAAUGUUGUCGCCAGUUUUUCAGACAUUUUUAUCAGUUACAGAUAUUUUGGCACUUUCUACAAUUAUUCUCAUGAUGGGAAAAUUGGCAGAUGUUAGUUCCUGCAGGCAGCUGUAAUUUUUCUGAUAUUGCAUGCUAGCCAAUUAGAAAAACCCGUGUAUUGUAUGAUUGUUAGUGAAAUGCCUCGAUUCAGGGUAAUGCAUGUUAUAUAUGGUGGUGUAGAGCUGCGCUGUGAUUAGUCGGUGAGGUCACGUGACUGCCUCUUCCCUGUGUGGCUAUAGGCAGUUGCGUAGCCUCGUCAGUUCUUGUUCGAGUGCUGUGCCGAUAGGUCGCGCUGUUCAGUGGCUUAACCAAACAAUUAUCUACGAGUGCGUAGAGGCGGACAAUUACCCUUCUUUAUACCGGAGCCGUGCAGCAGAAAGUUUUAACUUUUGUUGCUUUAUUUUUUGGGAUGUUUACAUAAUUAUAAAACCAGGUCCACAGACGUGCGGUGUAGGAUGGGUGACCAGGCGGUUCACCGAGUCAUAGUUCCUGUGUCCCAUCCUAGAUGGAGGAGGUCGCGAGGGACAUUCGUACGUUAAUCACAGGACAGUGAAGAGCACACGUGCGUUAUGUUGAGAUUCUUUGUCACAUGACGGAUUAGUAUUGAUUUAUUAAAAACAGUAUUCUUUCUUGAAUGAUUUAAUUUGUAUCUCAUUAAUAUAAAUUGCUGAAAUUUUAUUUGGUUCAUUCCUAUUUGUGUUCAAUGAUGUAGACCAUCUGUUUGUACCUGUGUACACACACUUCUUCUUUCCUUACAACAGUACUCGUAUUGUAGCUCAUAGGUUAUCGAUAGGAGAAACAUGACACAUUGAUAUCUUAUUUUGAUGAUUUGUAUAUCUGUAUCAUGAAGCGCUGUUGAAAUUUAUCAUGCACCUUAUUACAAAUCAGGUCGGCCUGGCUGAAAGGCGACCCAACUUGAAUCUUCACGAAACUCUCUAAAAAAAAUAAAUUCUGAAAAUGUUUGUAGAUGUUUUUAAUUUAGAUGUUACUUUUGAAUUUAUGUGAACUGUAUUUACUGAAUAAAAAUAUUAGUAGAA
Molecule: messenger RNA, 2695 nt
Organism: Bacillus rossius redtenbacheri
Lineage: Eukaryota; Metazoa; Arthropoda; Insecta; Phasmatodea; Bacillidae
Product: solute carrier family 25 member 35-like
Exons: 5
Coding region: 244-1158 (304 amino acids)
Source: RefSeq, a predicted model, not a curated record